Messenger RNA from Lytechinus variegatus (green sea urchin), 4388 nucleotides. Its product is annotated as MAM and LDL-receptor class A domain-containing protein 2-like. NCBI's taxonomy places the organism in Eukaryota, Metazoa, Echinodermata, Echinoidea, Temnopleuroida, Toxopneustidae. The coding region runs from base 1 to 4257 and encodes 1418 amino acids. The transcript has 30 exons. Gene Ontology annotation, molecular function: protein binding. Gene Ontology annotation, cellular component: membrane. The record is from RefSeq and is a predicted model, not a curated record.
AUGAGGAAAAAGAGACAGGUACAAAGCUUCACGUGUGACAAUGGGGAGGUAAUUGACGAUGAGAACGUGUGCGAUUUCCGGGAAGACUGUUCAGACAGUAGUGAUGAAAGCACAUGUCCUUCGACAUGUGAUUUUGAGGACGGUCUGUGUCUUUGGUACCAUGAUUAUGAUCAGGAUCUAAACUGGACAAUGUUUAAGAAUGAUGAACCCGAGGGAUAUUUCGGUCCUGGAGCUGAUCACACCCGAAAUAGCGUCAACGGGCACUUCUUAUACGUUGACGACCUCAAGAGUGAGGUUAGCCAGAAAGCCAUUAUCCGUAGCCCCACCUAUAGGAUGGCUGCCCGACGUUGCACCUUUUCGAUGUGGUAUUAUGUCUUCGGUGUGGAUAUGGGAACGCUUAAGGUGUUCCAGUAUACACCAUCAAAUGACCGGAACUACAACCUCAUGACAGUGGUUGACCUUGGUGAAGACGAUGGAAUCGGGGAUAAAUGGAAUCUUUACCAAGUCCAAGUGGAAGCGUGUGCAGAAAAUUUUCAGAUGUCAAUUGAAGCAAAAGACAAUAAUGACUACCUGAACAAUGGAGGUUAUGCGAUUGAUGAUAUAAGAUUCGAGAACUGUGCAUAUACCCUCCCCCUACCUCCGGGCGGGUCGUGUGAUGCAGAUUCGGAGAUGUGUGAUUCCGGUCACUGCUUCCCCAAGACCGAAUGGUGUGACUACACACCGAACUGUUGCGAUGGAACAGACGAGUCAACUCAGAAUUGUGCUGAUCAUAGAAUGUGUGACUUUGAGACCGACAUGUGUGAAUGGGGCCAGCUCACUGAUGACACGUUGGACUGGACGAGGAAGAAAGGUGGUGGCACAGGAACAAGUUAUACUGGUCCAUAUAAGGAUCAUACGACCUUCAGCUCUUCAGGUUAUUUUAUUUAUACUGAAGCCACUAAUGCAUUACCUGGUGACUCCUACAGGAUAGGAAGUUUUUAUAUCCAACCAACGUCAUCGGGAUGCGAGAUUCGUUUCUAUCACCACAUGAGAGGGUCGGGAAUGGGAACUCUUAACUUGUACACCCGGACUCAGAUUGGUGGACCGCUGAGUCGUUUGUGGUACACUGACACAGCACAUGGCAACUACUGGCUUUACCAGCGGGUGGAGCUCGCCAGUGAUGCAGCUUUUCAGGUGGUAUUUGAAGGAAUAAGAGGGUCUAGUGAACAGAGCGAUAUGGCAUUGGACGACAUAACUUUCACCCCAGAAUGUAUCGAAUCAAAGAAUCCACUUCCUCCAGCAGACGUUGUUCCUACGCAGCCAAACCAUUGUCCAUCUGGUCAGCGUCCAUGUAACAUAGAUGAUUGUAUAGAUGAAUCCAACUACUGUGACUUUGCAUAUCAGUGUGAAAUUGGUCAUGAAGAUGAAGCUUAUUGCCCCUCUACUUGUAAUUUUGAUGCUGUAGACCAAACCUUGUGUUACUGGAGUCAGGACGUCAAUGACGAUUUUGAUUGGUCAUUGUUCACUGCUGCUGAGGUGGAUGAUAGUUACAAGGGCCCUAGAACUGACCACACCACAGGGUCACCCUCAGGACACUACAUUUACGUGGAUGGAACCCUCUCCUCCAUCAAUACGUUUGCCAAACUCAUUAGUCCCAUCUAUACAAAAUCAGCGAGAGGUUGCACCUUCAGCAUGUAUUAUUAUAUGUUUGGCAUCGAGUACGGAGACCUGGAGGUCCGCCUUAUAAAUCUUGAGGGGUUGGAUGUUCGCCUGACCAAAGUCGGCGACGACGUGCUUGAUUACAACAAAUGGAUUCUUAGUGAAUCGGUGAUUCCUGCAUGCACCAAAAACUUCCAGAUCGUUAUCGAGGCCGAAGACCGGCAAGUAGUUCCUUCUGAGGGAGGUUUUGCGGUCGACGACAUUGCCUUCAUAAACUGUUACUACAGUCCCGCUGAUCCAGGAAAUUGUGGUUUAGUGGGUCAGAGUCAAUGUGAUGCAGGGGAGUGCUACCCAGUCGAAAACCAGUGUGAUUUCACCCAGGAUUGCUGUGAUAUGUCCGAUGAGGACCCACAAACAUGCAAUCAAUUGGGUUACUCUAUGUGUGACUUUGAGAUCGACUUAUGUGACUGGGAGCAGCUGACUACCGAUGAGUUUGAUUGGCGAAGAAAUAAAGGAGAUACAUCGAGUGAAGGAACAGGUCCAAAAGUGGAUCACACCCUCGGCACAGAUGAAGGGUAUUACAUCUACACAGAAGCAAGUAACCCCAAGAAACUGGGAGAGAGGGCAAGACUGGCUAGUUUUACAAUAGCAGGAUCACGCACCAGCAGAUGCUCUAUGCGAUUCUUCUAUCACAUGCGUGGCACUGGUAUGGGGACGUUGACCGUCUACACAAGGACACAAAUAAACGGACCUCUUACUCCAAUUUGGUCAAUGUCACGUGAUCAAGGCAACAUAUGGUACUACCAAAUACUUGAAAUAGAUAGCGAUGUCGACUACCAAAUAAUCAUAGAGGGUAGUAUUGGUACAACGACAGAUGGCGAUAUUGCACUCGAUGACAUCAGCCUAACACCAAACUGUGCUCCAGCCUCUGAAAGCAUCCCAGCUAUAUCAACAGUACCCCCAUCUCAAAUAGCAUGCACAGGAGGCCAGCUGCCAUGUAACAUGGGUUGCAUCGAUGAGUCAUCCUAUUGUGAUUUCAAACAUGAUUGUCUCCCGGGUCAGGAGGAUGAGCUUACAUGUCCUGUAUUCUGUGAUUUUGAAUCUGACUUGUGCUAUUGGACUCAAGCAAAUGACAAUGACAUAGAUUGGACGUGGUACAAUCAUGGUGAAGACCCACUUACUUACAAUGGACCGGAUACAGACCAUACUACAGGAGCUGCAAGUGGCCACUAUAUCUACGUGGAUGGAUCCAUUUCAAAAUUGGAUGAUAUUGCCAAGAUCAUCAGUCCCAUGUAUAAGAAAUCGAAGAGGGGUUGCCUCUUCACACUGUGGUACUACAUGUUUGGAAUCGAAUAUGGUGACUUGGAAGUGCGUCUGAUGACAGGGGAAGAGGACUAUCGACUGACGAAGGCCAACGAUGGCGCAUCUGAUUAUGGCAAAUGGCAGAUAUACGUCACAGAGAUACCUCCCUGCUCAACUAAUUUUCAGGUUGCUGUAGAGUCGGAGGACAGACAGCUAGUACCAAGUGAGGGUGGCUUUGCUGUAGACGACAUGCUCUUCCAAGAUUGUGAGUACCCUGAGGCGGUCUCUCCCGGGUCGUGUGGGAUCGGAAAUUCUCAGUGUGCCAGUGGUGAAUGCUAUCCAACUAGUCAGAUGUGUGACUUUACCCCAGACUGCUGUGAUCUGACAGAUGAACAGAAUUGCGGAUCCCGUGGCUAUACAAUGUGCGACUUUGAGAAUGGAUUGUGUAAUUGGGAACAACUGGAAACCGAUGAGUUUGAUUGGACCCGUCGGAGUGGACCCACCAGCAGUGAUGGGACGGGACCAAGCAAAGAUCAUACAACUGGUUCAGGCUACUAUCUGUACACAGAAGCAAGUAAUCCGCGAAGAAAUGGUGAACGGGCCAAACUUGGUAGCUUCAACAUCCAGUCAACAAUUACUGGACAGUGUGUGAUCCGAUUUUUCUACCACAUGGAAGGGAUAGGAAUCGGGACUCUCAAUGUGUAUACUAGGACCUCAGUUAAUGGGCCUAAGACUUUACUCUGGACCAAAGAAAGGGCAAUUGGAGGCGAGUGGGUUUACCAGACUAUACCUCUUCGAAGUAACAGCAAUUUUCAGGUCAUCAUUGAAGGCGUGAUUGGCUACACCACUGACAGCGACAUCGGACUCGAUGACGUCAGCUUCACGCCGGAUUGUAAGCAGAUCUCAGGCACCCUCCCAGUGGUCGUUACGGAAGUGAACACCCAGCCCACAGGUCGGACAGUCAGUAUCUGCCGAUCAGGAAAGGUGUACUGCUCGGCAGAUCGUAAAUGCAUUGAUGAGGAGGUGAUCUGUGAUGGUUUCAACGACUGUUCUGAUGGUUUCGAUGAACAAUCAUGCUAUAUUCCAAAAGAUGAUAAUCUUGGUCUAAUAAUUGGUUUGAGUGUUACAUUUGGAUUAGCUUUCCUUGUGGCUGUCUCAUUGGGGGUUGCUUACUUCGUCAGGAAAAACCAAGGAAAGACAAACGAUCCUGCACUUACGGGAGCUACUUUCACAACAGGAAUGUCAAACCCAGGAUAUGCAAGUGAAACUCCCACCAACAAGGAGAUUGCUUUUUCGAUGAAUAGGUCAGACGCUUGAUCAGUAUCCAUGGUUGUUAUGGCAACUUUACCUUAUGCCCAAGUACACCUGAAUGCAAAUAAUUUGAUUUUAAAUCUUAUAGAACCAAUAGAUGGACUUUUCUAAAGGAUAAGGGAAUAAAUAUAUAUUUU